Messenger RNA from Notothenia coriiceps (black rockcod), 16953 nucleotides. It is a transcript of the gene kmt2d, whose product is annotated as lysine (K)-specific methyltransferase 2D. Gene Ontology annotation, molecular function: transcription coactivator activity; histone H3K4 methyltransferase activity; protein binding. Lineage: Eukaryota; Metazoa; Chordata; Actinopteri; Perciformes; Nototheniidae. Gene Ontology annotation, biological process: positive regulation of transcription by RNA polymerase II. The record is from RefSeq and is a predicted model, not a curated record. The coding region runs from base 323 to 14113 and encodes 4596 amino acids. Gene Ontology annotation, cellular component: MLL3/4 complex. The transcript has 55 exons.
CUGGUUAAAGACUUGUGGCGUUGUUUUAUAGUUCCCCGGCAGUAUACGACCACUCUACACAAAGUUCGAUGUGCUGGAUACCAAGCUAACCAUAGCAUUAUCCAUCUAGUUAAGGAGCUAGCUGCACUGCCUGCCUUCCGCCGAGGUGCACUUCCCCCACUCUCCCUCCAGCCGGCUAGCCGCAGCGUUAGUCCGGUACAUAAAAUGAAGCGACCAUCAGCGUUUUGGGAAGCUGUGUGGCUGUUUGGAUUUUGCUGAUGUAUGAGGAGACGAUAUUGUUUUUGUGAGAUCUCUGUCAAGGAGGUCAACAUCAAUACGGGGGAUGGACGAGCAGAAAACAAACUGCGAUGAAAAUGAAUCUGAACCAACAGCUGAUGAUAAUACCCCUACGAAGAAGCUUGUCUCCUCUGAGGAGGAGUCCAAAGCCCUUCCUGCUGCUGAGGACCUGUCUGGUGCUACCUCAGCCCCGUCCAGCACACCUGAUGGUAGCGUCCGAGCCUGUGCGCUCUGUAACUGUGUGGAGCGGAGCCUGCACGGCCAGCGGGAGCUGAGACACUUUGGGCCGUCUUCUGAACGGCCGACCCUCAAGCCAUCAGCUUCCCUACUGCCACAGCCCGGAAAUGAUGACCUGUCUUCCAUUGGAUUUUCCGACUCCCCCUGUCUGGCAUCGUUCUUUGACGACUCAGGGGGCUGUUUGGUUCAUCACUGGUGUGCUGCGUGGUCGGAGGGGGUGAAACAGGUGGAGGAUGAGGAGCUGGAGAAUGUGGAUAAGGCCGUUAUCUCAGGGACACAGCGGCUUUGCGAAUACUGCAAAAGGCUGGGUGCAACCACUCGAUGCCAUGCUGAGGGCUGCUCGCGGUUCUACCACUUCCCCUGCUCGGCGGCCAGUGGAUCCUUCCAGUCCAUGAAGCAGCUGGUCCUCCUCUGUCCAGAGCACAUAGACAAGGCGGAGGAGUUGGCAGGUGAGGAGUCUUGGUGUGCAGUGUGUGACUCAGCGGGGGAGCUCACAGACUUGCUGUUCUGUACGGGUUGUGGCCUACAUUAUCAUGCGGCCUGUCUAGAGAUCGGUGCCACGCCUAUCCAGCGGGCAGGAUGGCAGUGCCCAGAGUGUAAAGUUUGCCAGACGUGCAGGCAACCAGGUGAAGACUCCAAAAUGUUGGUAUGCGAUGCCUGUGAUAAGGGCUACCACACCUUCUGCCUCCAGCCAGCCAUGGAUUCUCUUCCCUCUGACCCAUGGAAAUGCAGAAGGUGUCGUGUGUGUACGGAGUGUGGUGUCCAUGGACUGGGGCUGCCAGGUUCGGCCCAGUGGUUUGACAACUACGCCGUGUGUGAGGGCUGCCAGCGGCAACGCAGCUCUGUGUGUGGCGUGUGCAGCAAAGCUGCCAACACAUCUGUCACUCUGCAGAGCUGCAGCACAUGCCACAGAUCGGUGCACAGUGAAUGUUCUUCACCGGGGGAGCUUCCAGAAGCAAAGUGCAUUUGCCGGCUUUGCAAGGAGGGUCAGCUGCAGCCUGUCACUAAAUCACACACAGCAGAGAUACAAACCAGAGAGGCGUCUGAGGAGACUGUGGAUUUGGUGGAGGCGACAAUCCAAACAGAUGCAGACAUGGUGACAGAAGAGCACACAGACUCAUCAGAGCUGGCACCAGGGCAGAAAGGUGCAUUGGAGAAGGUUCAGGACGAGGCCACGACUGAUAAAGAGACUCCCAUGGUCCUGGGGGUGGAGUCCGCAGUUGUUGAGACACCGGCCGUUGGGGAGAAGUUGAAGCAGGACGAGCUGCAAGGAGCAACAGAAGAAUCGCCUUCUGAAGCUCCCGCUGUUCAGACUGAGGCCACAGAUUGUGCAACAAAAGAACAGAGGGCCUCUUGUCUACCUGCUGAUGAAGAGAGGGUAACAGAGGCAGUCAGCCGUGGGACUAAAGACGCCCCCCCCCAGGCCCCUCCAGCAGAGACGCAGUCUGACAACCCGAAAGAAGAACCAUCACCGGUGUCAGAGCAGGGUCCUGAAAACAUGGAGGUGGAGAAGGAGGAUAAGCAAGAAACCACUCCAUCAGUGGAACAAGAAGUAACAUCAGAGCCAUUCAAAAAUGGCUCCAAAGUCACGCACGUCCCACCACCAUCCAGUAAGGGUCCACCAAAGUUACCAUCCUCUCCUGCCUCUGUGGACAAAACGGAGCACUCCCCUGUGGAUAAUCGGCAAGAAAGAAGUCCAUGCCCGGACCCUCAGUCUCCUUCUCCUCUUUCUAUAUCAGGAGACACACAAGAGGCCCUGUCGUGUAUGGAAAUGGAGCGGAGGUUACUACCUCACUCUGAGGAAGAGGAUGAUGAUGACGAGUAUGAUGAGCAAAUGAAAGGAGAUGGACUUAUUGAGGACAUAAAGCGGGAGCCGGACGACCUGUCUUACCUGAGCCAUGGAGACGAGAGCAGCAGCGGCUUUCUGGGCUCUCCAGGAGAACAAGACCCUCAGCUCUCCAUGGAGCUCGGCCACUCGCACGCAGAUAACCUGCUGUCUGAGACCGAUGACUCGCUUCCCUUCGAGCCCCUCAGAGGCGACAGAGAGAAGGUGAAACGCAGAGGGUCCCCCGGCCGCUCGCGGGUCAAACAGGGGCGAAGCAAUAGUUUUCCUGGGAAGCGCAGACCCCGAGGAGGCGGUGGAGGGAGAGGGCGGGGUGGGAGGUCCCGCCUCAAAGCCAUGGCUUCCUGCAUCGACGCUUUCUUGCUAAGCAUGACCACAGACACUGGAGUGAGUAAAGAGGAAGACGAGGAGGAAGACGACACCAUGCAGAACACAGUGGUUCUUUUCUCAAACACUGAUAAAUUUGUCCUGCUCCAGGAUAUGUGUGUUGUGUGCGGCAGUUUUGGAAAGGGUUCAGAGGGGCAGUUGUUGGCUUGUGCUCAGUGUGCCCAGUGUUACCAUCCUUACUGUGUGAACAGCAAAAUCACCAAGACGAUGCUCCGUAAGGGCUGGCGCUGUCUGGAAUGUAUUGUGUGUGAGAUGUGUGGAAAGGCUUCGGAUCCCUCUCGUCUGCUGCUGUGUGACGACUGUGAUGUCAGCUAUCACACCUACUGCUUGGACCCGCCCCUGCACAAUGUCCCCAAGGGUGGUUGGAAGUGCAAAUGGUGUGUGUGCUGCGUCCAGUGUGGUUCAAACACCCCAGGUUUCCACUGUGAGUGGCAGAACAACUACACACACUGUGGCCCCUGUGCCAGCCUCGUCACUUGUCCAGUUUGCAGAGAGAACUUCAUGGAGGAGGAGCUGCUGCUGCAGUGUCAGUACUGUGAUCGAUGGCUCCAUGCUGUCUGUGAGAGUUUGUACACAGAGGAUGAGGUGGAACAAGCUUCUGAUGAAGGCUUUGCAUGCACAUCCUGCAGCGUAUAUGUUCCAAAACCCGUGGUAGAGUCAGCAAUUAUGGCUUCAAUAAAGAUCAAAGAGCCAGAACCCCAGUUCUACCGGUUGGAGGGUGUGUGGCUGACAGAGUCGGGCAUGUCCCUGCUUCGCAGCAUCUCCAUGUCUCCUCUGCACAAGAGACGGCAGCGCCGCUCACGUCUCGGCGCUCUGUGCUGUGAAGGAGGCUCUGAUGGGAUGGAUCUGAGGGAGGGUGACGAAGGAUGUGGGGAGCCCAUGGAAUGUGAAUCCAAAAUGGAGAACCCUGGUAGCCCUGACAGAGAAGGAGGUGCAGACGUAGGCCCUGAUGGCAUGGCCGACUGCGAUGGUGUCAAAGGAGGAGCAGAGGAGACUGAGGACAGCAAAAAAAGAAAGCGGAAACCUUACAGGCCUGGAAUUGGAGGCUUCAUGGUGCGACAAAGGAAGUGUCACACACGGAUGAAGAAAGAGUUUUUCGCCCAGCUUGCUGGAGAGACUACAUUAGAUGGACAGCCAAUAGAGAGAACCAUUGACGAGGGACCUCACCCUGACACAGAUAACAUCAUGGAUCCUAAACCAGUGGAGGGCGAGGAACAGGCCAAGAAGCGACGGGGACGGAAGAAGAGCAAACUUGAGGACAUGUUUCCAUCUUAUCUCCAGGAGGCUUUCUUUGGGAAGACACUUAUAGACUUGGGUAAGAAAGCUGUGAUGACACCUCCAGGGCAGAGGCCGGGCGCAUGCCUGGUCCGACCUUCAUUACCAGCACCGUCAGGGGUCAGAACUUCUGCCCCAGAGAAUGAAGAUCGUGUGGUGAAAGAAUAUUUUCUUAUCAAGCAAGAGGGGGGUGAUGGCCCCCAGGCUCAGGGAGAAGGUGCAGGAGUUUCUGCACCGUCUUCAUCACUGAAAGAACAGGCGUCAACUGAUCCUCAUGACUCUGAUGCAGAAAAGAGUGAAGGUCUUCCGUUAGGGGUGGAAAGUCAGGACUCUGAGCAGUUCUUCAGGAAGGUUCUGGGAUCGUCAGACGGCUCCUCUCUGGGGGGCAUGAAGCCCAUCUUGGAGGGCAGUAAGGGAGAACUCAAUCGUAGCGCUUUGCCGCAGAGAGCUCUCCUCUCAGGGUCCCUGCCCUCCGCUGGAAUGAUGGAUGGUUUUCCUGGCCUCUCUCAGUCACCGUUCUUCGAUAUGCGGGAGCGAGGAGGAUUGUUCAGUCCAGAUGGAAGUGAGGAAAGCGCCUGGGCCAAUCCCUCUACCCCAGUAACCCCUUCCUCCCCACCCACCCCCACUGAGGGAGAAAGUGAUGGGCUGUCCUACAACCAGCGCAGCCUCCAGCGGUGGGAGAAAGACGAGGAGCUGGGAGAACUCUCAACCAUUUCCCCAGUGCUUUAUGCCAAUACCAACUUUCCCACUCUCAGACAGGACUACCCAGACUGGGCUAAUCGCUGUAAACAAAUCAUGAAGGUCUGGAGGAAGGUGUCAGCUGCUGACAAGGUUCCAUAUCUGCAAAAGGCCAAAGAUAACCGAGCAGCUCAGAGGAUCAACAAGGCGCAGAAGCAGGCGGAGAGUCAGGUGUGCAGGCCUAUCAAGACGGAGGGAGUGCGUGUGAAGACGGAACGGCCCAGUUUGCACCUCCAGAUCCCUCCACCUUCAGGCUCUACAUCCAUCUCUUCCCAGCCCAGCUCAGCAGAGAGUCCAUUUCCCUUCCCUCCAGAUUCAGGAUCCUCCUCUGUCUUUUUCUCAGACGGGCCUCUAAGGACUCCGGGUUCGGCUGAAAUCCGGACAGAUCCCUUGGCCAAGCUUCCUCCUCAGUCGCCUCAUUCUCACUCUCACCCAACCACACCGUUCCCCCCCAGCCCUUUACAGGCCUCUUCCUCAGGUUAUUCCGCUUCCGGCCCACAGGGUCCUCCUCAGGGACGGCCAGCCAGUCUUGGCCCCUUUGACAUGCAACCAGGAACUCCUGGAACCCCCAGACGGGCUCAGCAGGUUGACCCCUACUUCAGAUCACAGCUGCAGCAGCAACAGGGUCAUCUACCACAAUCACAGCAAGGCUCCCAGGAGUCACUCGGACAUCCAGAGAGUCCUCAUUCGAGAUGUUCAGGGCUUGGGGAGUCGCCAAUAUUCUCACCACCCCACAACACCCAUUACGGAGACCCUUUCAGGAACCAGCAAGGGAUGGGCCGGCCUGAAUAUGGUUCAUCCCCGUCGCCCUCUGCAGUGGCUUCCUCCCCUGCAGGGCAGUACAGGGCUGAUAUGAGCGCCCCCUCUCCACGCUCCUCUGCUGGGAGGCCUGAUCUAUCCACUGGCUCUCCUGCUGGGAUGCUGGACUCGGGGGAUGGUUUGUUCAAGGCACCUAUGACCCCACGAAUGCACCAAGGGGAGGUGCAUCCUGGAGCAUCUCCAGGACACCCCUCUGAAGGCUACAGGCAGUCUCCUUCUCACUCUUUCUCUGACCCCCACGCCCAGUCACCACUGACUCCCAGGCCGCAGUCAGCCGACAAUUGUCCUCUCGGGCCCCAGAGACAUCCUGUUGCUCAACAGGAAAUGUGCCCUCGAGUGCCCUCCAGCCCAAAUUCACAGGGCAGCUCUCAGUCUCCCCACACUCCCGGGGGCCUCUCCAAUGAUGCUUACUCUGUCCAUUCCCCUGCUACGCCUCGUUUCCAAUCCCCGGACCCUUGUUCUCAGCCACCUUCAAGGCCACAAUCUAGAGACCCUUUUGCUACUCUCCACAAACCCCCUCGCCCCCCUUCUGUUGCCCCAGAGGGAACAGCAAGUUACAAAGGCUCACCCAAUCCUCACCAGCCACCUCAACCACAUCCCACCAACAGUUCCAUAGGGGACCCUCUCUCUGGUAAACCGUCAGCACCUCUUACUUUCAGUCGCAGCCCCAGCACGGGAGGCUUCCAAAUGACCCAACAGCAGAGUCAGAUGUUACAGGGUCAGCUUCAGCAACAACAGCCACAAACUCUACAGACAGACGGCUUUGGCUCCAGGGGGCCAAAUCUCUCCGGAUCUCAAGAUCUGAUGGCUGUCCGCCCUCCAGAUGCACAUCAGCAGCCUGCUCUGCCAAGCACUCCAGAAAUGCCUGACAUUUCAGCAGUUCAGGACCCUGCCUUAGUUGGCCUCAGCCCCUCUGAGCUAGAGAAGCACCGACAGCGACUCAGACUACGGGAAUUCUUAAUCAGACAAAAACUGCAGAGAAACACCAUCAGACAAGAGAAGGAGGCUGCUGCAGCGGCUGCUGCUGCUGGCAGUGGAUCCCCUGGCUGGCCUGGAGGAGAGAUGGGAGCCUUUCAACAAGACAAGGCCCACAGAGCACCGCCACCUUAUCCACAGGAUCGUGUUGCCGCUGCUACUGCUCAGGCUUCUAUGACAACAAAGAUGCCUAUGACUGGAGCCAUGGGGGUCAUUCGCCCUCCACCCACAGGAACCCCUGCCAUCAUGGACCCUAAUGCACUAAGGCAACCAGGGCCCCCCAGACCACAGGGCAUGUUUGUUCGUCAACCGUUCCCUCCUCAGUGGCAGGGCCAGGCUCAAGGCCCAAGGAGGUUCCCCCAGCCCGGCAUGGAGGCCAUGGGCAUAAGACACAAUCUCAACCCUGCUGUCAACAUGCAGGGUAUGGAAGGCAUGGGUAACCCUCAUGCCAUGAUGCCAGGACAUGGAGGAGAGACCAUGCAGUCAAUGGGUCAAGGGCCUCCACCACAGUUCAUUGAAUUGAGACACAACUCACAAAGACUACCCCUACGACCUCAGUUUAUGCCCCGUGUACCCCAGCCGAGACAACGGCACUUUGUCCCUCAGCAAGAGAUGGCAGCAUCUUUUGUUCAGCAACAUCCAAUGGGUCAAGCUGGUGGCAUUCAAACUGACGGGGGCAGCAACUCGCAUCUUAGGUUACAGCAGGGUGGACUUCCAGCUUUAAUGCCUCAGUCAACAGGCCCAAUAACACAGCAUCCCCACCUGCAACACCAGGCAGCUACUUCCAAUACAAGCAUUCCUAGCACUGAGCAGCAUCAUCUCCAACAACCAAGCCUGGUCACACACUCCCAGCCUGCAACAGCAGUGAGUAAUGAGGAGCUGCCAGAACCUGACCUUGAAGGCCUUGGGGAUGCCCCAGGGGAUGGAGGUGUGGAUGAUGAGGAUGAUAUGGCUCUGGACUUGGACCCUGACAAGGGAGAUGAUGACUUGGGCAACUUGGACAACCUGGAGACCAAUGAUCCACAUUUAGACGACCUGCUUAACAGUGACGAGUUUGACCUGCUGGCUUACGCUGACCCUGAACUGGACCAAGGAGACCCGAAAGAUGUCUUCUCAGACCAGCUCCGGUUAGUGGAAGCAGAGAGUGAAGCACCUGCAUCUUCCUCUGGAUCUGCACAUGUUAAAGUGGAAGUAAAAGCCAAGUUGGAGCCAGGGCAGAAGUGUCUCACAACAGUUGCUGGCACUGCAAGAGGGUCUGCUACUCAACUGCCACCCUCUGCAGACAUAUGUGAUAUCUCCAAGGUCAAAAUAGAGGACAGAGGUAUGACUCAGACGCAUCCAGGACACACUGUGGUAAAAGAUGAAUUUGGAGAGGCUGUGUCAAUGCUUCUUGGUGGGAACACGCCAUCUUCCAAGUCUGCACAACCAGAUAACCAGUCAGCUUCACUCAGUUCUGUUCGGUUAGGGGGACUUCAGUACCCCCUCCCAGGACAAGCUGGUGGAUUGCCUUUUCCUUCAGCUGCUUCACAUUCAAAUAUGAAUGAUGAUCCACUGGGUCUGCCUGAUGUAGGUGGACAGCACUCCCCUGCUGUAGAUUUGGCAAAGGUAGAGAGCUCUUUAGAUGGUGAGCUGCCCCUUCUUAUACAGGAUCUGCUGGAGCAUGAGAAGAAAGAACUACAGAAGCAACAACAACAGCAGCAGCAGCAGCAGCAGCAGCAGCAACAACAACAACAACAACAACAACAACAACUACAACUACAACAGCAGCAGCAGCAGCAUCUCAGCUCCCUCCACCAGGGAGGCAUGGCGCCUCAUUUUCCUGGCAUCUCAAGUCAACAACAGCCGCACCCUCAGACUCCGGGCCAGAUAAUGCUGCCACACCACCAUCGUCCACCACCACAGGGAAUGAUGGCUCAGCCAGGGAUGGUACCCCGUGCCCCGCACAUGAUGCAGCAACAACAGCAGCAGCAGCAGCAGCAGCUGCAGCAGCAGCAAAGACUUAUGGGAACUGGAAUGGCCCCUCCCAUACCUUUUUCCUAUUUCAUUGCAGAUUUGGACAAAUUUGCAACCGAUGACAUCAUGGAUCCAAUUGCCAAGGCAAAGAUGGUGGCCCUUAAGGGUAUCAAGAGAGUGUUGGCACAGGAUCCAAUGGCUGUUCCCCCUGGCAUUAACAGGCAACAAGUGUCUCUGCUUGCUCAGAGGCUGUCCUCUGCCCCCGGCACAGAUCCAAAUCAGCCGACACUUGUACCUCCAAAGGAGGGAGAAACAAGUGAUCCUACAGUGUCGAGACCCAACCCGCCUCAGUUUGUGCAAGGAAUCAUCAAUGAUGCAGAACAGCACCAAUAUGAAGAAUGGCUUCUGCACACCCAGCAGUUACUCCAAAUGCAGUUAAAAUUCUUGGAGGAACAGAUUGGAGUUCACCGCAAAUCACGCAAAGCACUGUGUGCUAAGCAACGCACUGCUAAGAAAGCUGGCAGGGAGUUUGCUGAGGCAGAUGCAGAGAAACUAAAGUUGGUAACAGAAGAGCAGAGCAAAAUUCAAAAACAGCUUGACCAGGUACGCAAGCAGCAGAAGGAGCACACCAAUCUCAUUGCAGAGUACAGAAGCAAGCAGCAGCAGCAUCAACAAAGCUCAGGUAUUCUUACCCCAGGUCAUUCUGCACAGGCGGCCCCUCCUCACAUGUUUCCCAAGAUGCCUGGCCAGAUGAUGAUUGGCCAACAGGGAACACCAGUAAUGGGCCAACACCCUGGUGUGAUGCCCCAAGGUGGAAUGCCUGUCAGGAUGCCUCAGGGGCAGCCUUUUGUUGGUGGAGCCCAACCCCAGCUUCCUGCAGCCAUGGGAGCCAGCGUUGCCAGGGCCCCUGGUCCACCUGGUGCUCCAACAGGAUUCUUCCCACAGGGGCCUGGAAUUCAAGGUGCAGACCCCAGGCUUCUCCAAGAAAGACAGCUUCAACAUAGGAUGCAAAUGGCAAAGCUCCAGCAGCAACAACAGGGGAUGAUGGGGCAGCAACCGAUGCCACACCCAAAUCAACCGCCUGGCUUAGUCCCCCAGCCACCGCCCGGCAUGAUGGGGAACCCGCUUAUGGCCCAACAGCAAGCAAACCCUCAACAGGGAAUGCUAGUCAACCAGGCCAAUCAGCAGAGUAUGGUGCAUGUCCCACAAGGAAUGGUUGGAGGCCAGUCUGUGGUUCCACUUCCACAGAACCUCGCAGGAGUCCAGCCUAUGAACCAUGCUCAAGCCAUGAUGGCAGUUCAACCAGGGAUUAUGGGAAACCCCACUGUUGCACCAUCACAGCAACAGAGGCCUCAGCUGGUGGUGGGUCAGCAGGGAAUGGUUGGUUCUCCGGGUCAUCCUGUGCUCAGGGGUCCCCAGACCCAAUUGACUCCACAACAACAGAGCAUACUGGCCCAACGCAUGGCUGCAUCUCAACAACAACAACAACAGCAGCAGCAGCAACAUGUUGCAAAGAAUAUGGCACACCUUCAGCAGCAGCAGAUGGCACAGCAAAGACAAACACAGUUGAUAAGUCAGUCCAGCCAAGAGCAAGGAGUUCUCUCCCAACCCUCUACCCCACAGAUGGGCUCCUCGCCUUCAGCAGGAAGUAUCACACCCCAGCCACAAGCAGCUACUGAUAACCAAAACUCAGGCCCCAAAGAGGGAGGGAUCCUCAGCCCUGAUUCAAGAACGCCACCACAGCAUAGUGGACCCUCAACACCCAAUCAGAUGUCCCACCUAGGCUCUGCAAAUGAUCAUCAGAAUGACUUGGGACGACAGCAGUUACAACAACAGCAGCAGCAGCAGCAGCAGCAGCAGCAAAACCAGAUGUAUAUUGCUCAGCAGCAACAAUUAAAUUCCCAGUCUGCCCCUGAGCAACAAACAGGCUUGGUUGAAAACCAACAAGCUGUUGUGCUUCAGCAACAUCAGCAACAACAUCCUCUCACUCUCCAGAGGCAAGGGUCCCUCGGUGUUGACAAGCCUAUGAUGAUGACCAUAAAGGAGGAAGUCAAACCAAUUGAAUUCUUGGCUCAUCAGCAACAACAGCAAGCAGGUCAAAAUGCCAUGCAGCAAUCACCAAACCCCAACCUCCAGCAGCAGAUCAUAGGUCAGAACCAUCCUGGCCAGCCACAGCCUGUUGUAAUGGGUCAUAAUCCACAACAACAACAACAACAACAAGUCCUCAUGGCCCAGCAGCAAAAGCAACAGGCCAUGAUGGGCAUGAUGAGAGCCCAGCAGCAAGGGAUGAUAGCGCAGAGGCCUGUGGGUCCACCUGGACAGAUCCGCACCCCCAUCAACAUCCAGGCCAUAAUUGCUCAGAAUCCCCAGCUUCGUAAUCUUCCUCCAAACCAGCAGAUUCAGCACAUCCAGGCCAUGAUUGCCCAGAGGCAGCUCCAACAGGGACAGAUGUUGCGGAUGUCCAUGGGACAAGGUCAGUUAAGGCCUAACAUGCCACAGGGACAGAUGCCACAGGGACAGAUGCCACAGGUUGUGCAGCAGAUGCCAUAUGGAGCCAUCGGGAAACCAGGAGCAGUGGGCCCUCAGCAACAACCGGGCAUGUUGGGCCAACAACCUGCUGCGGCUCCCCAAAUGCAGCAAGGGAUGAUGGUCCCCGGGCAACAACAGCAACAGGUGGGAGAGAUGAUGCAGCAACAUAUGAUGAGAGGCCAGGUGCCAGUGCCGCCUUCCCCAUUGGACCAGGGCCGCAUGGUAAGACCAACAUCUCCACGUCAGCCAAUAGCCAACUCUCCUGGGCAUCCAUUUAAUCCAGCUAUGGGGAUGCGUCCACCCACUCCCAACCAGAACCAACAAGCAAUGAUGGCAGCUGCAGCAGGCCGCAUGCAGGGUUCUCCAUCCCAUGCAUACUCACCUAGAGGGCCCUUCGGCAUGAGCCCAGCCCACCCGGCCUCACCUCACUCAUCGCAUGUUUCCUCACCUUCUAUAGCUGACAGUAGGGCUGGAAGGGGGAGUCCGUACAGCCACGUCAAGGCAUCUCCACUCAGGUCACCUGGAGCCAAGAGUCCACUCAAUUGUCCAGGAAUGAAAAUGGAAGCUCAGAUAUCAGGCAAUGAAAUGUCUCACCCAGGUUCAGUUAUUCCCAACGGUCCACAGAAAGUCAUGAAUAUUCAGCAACAUGUGCAGCAGGUCUCAGAGAGCCACGGUCCUCACACACAACAUGGCUCUAGAGUAGGAGAGAUAUACAAGAUGACCCUACAGAACAUUAAACAGGAGCCAAGGGAGUUUCAUUGUGAUGGUGCACCAGAGGCUCAUUCUGGGGCUAUAAAGAGAGAGGCAACGGGGGACGCAGUUACUUCUGCUAACAACACUGGCUUCAUCAAUGCUGGAGAUCCUGGGAGUCAAGGCCCUCGCCCUGAAACUGGACAGCAACUACUUCAGAAACUCCUGAGAACCAAGAAUCUUCAGCUUGGUGCCCAAAGGCCCUCUGAAGGAAUCCACAAUGAAAUAAAUGGCCACAUUAACAGUAAACUAGCGAUGCUGGAGCAAAAACUUCAAGGAACUCCACGAAAUAUGGAGGAUUUACAGUCUAUAACCAAAAGGUCUCCGGUACAAAAGCCAAAGCGCAGUAACAAGGCAGCUGGAGACCGAGGCCCUAAUGCAAGGAAGAAGAAUAAGAAGGAAGAAGUUGGAAAAAGUGCUGAAGCCCUGUUAAAGCAACUCAAACAGGGUCUCUCUCUACUGCCCCUGAUGGAGCCUUCAAUCACUGCCAGCCUGGAUCUGUUUGCCCCUUUCGGAAGCAGCCCAGCCAACGGCAAAGCCCAGCUCAAAGGAUCCUUUGGAAAUGCAGUGCUGGACAAUAUCCCCGACUAUUAUUCACAGUUACUCACAAAGAGUAACCUUAGCAACCCCCCAACACCUCCAUCCUCGUUGCCACCUACUCCUCCGCCUUCAGUCCAGCACAAGCUGCUGAAUGGAGUGACUUCUGGGGAGGAGCUGUCUGAGGGUCAGAAAGACACAGAGACAGCAGAAGAGCCAAUGGAUUCUGUGAAAGAGGAGGUGAAGAGUGUAGACAUCCUAGCAGCUCUCCCCACCCCACCACACAACCAGAAUGAGGACAUCAGGAUGGAGAGUGAUGAUGAGGACGCUCCAGAAAGCAUCAUUCCGGCCUCUUCCCCUGAGAGUAACGUAGGAGAUGAAACGCCACGUUUCCCUCACCUACGGGAGCCCAAAGAGGAGGAGACGGAGAGAGCAAUAUCCCCAAUCAUCCCCCUCAUACCUCGCACUGCCAUCCCAGCAUUCCCUGAAAACAAACCAUUUGAAGCAUCCGAUAGCAAGGUGGUUUCCACCACCAACAAUUGGGACAAGGCCAAAAACAACGAAGUGGCCGUCACCUUCACCCUGUCCUCUGCUGCAGCCAAGAAACUGAACCACGUCAUGUUGGCCAUGGCCCAGCUGCUUAAUAUACGGAUGCCGGGUUCUUAUGAGGUGACGUUCCCAACCCAAAACCCUGACAUGUCUGGAGUGGAGGGGCCUGGAAAAGGACCCGAGCAGUCAGGGGCUUUGUGUACAAAGGACGGGGCUUCACUCAGUCAGGAUGAGUGGCUAAGGCAAUUUGACGUGUCUCUACCAGGCUGUACAUUGAAGAAACAAGUGGACAUUCUGGCUCUCAUAAAACAGCUGGUUACGUUGAGACCCUUCGUCCUCGACUUUCGUCGCAAGUCCUCAGAAAUGGAACGACCCUCAUCACAGGGCGCGCCAUUGACGUUUAGGCAGAGGGAGCAAACUCGGCCGUCGCAUCCGCCGCCCGUCGCGAACAACCCCGUGGUGCGACACGAAGGUCAAUUUUACGCACACCGCGAGUCAUGCCGGUUGGUCCUCUCCGAUACCGUCGACCCAGUGCUUACCAUUCACCGUAAGAACCACACCUACCAUGUUCGACUGGUUGUCGGUCCUUCUACUCUGGUGCGUUACAACUCGUUCGGCGCCAGCGCGCCCGCGCCGUCAAGACCCAGCGCAGCCCGUCGACGGCAGCACACCGUCUUCGCUCGUAAAAUGCCAGAAAACAGCACCAGCGUGUCGAAGGCCUACCAGAGCACCUUCACUGGAGAGCUCAACACACCGUACAGCAAGCAGUUCGUCCACUCCAAGUCGUCCCAGUAUCGACGGCUGAAGACUGAGUGGAAGAACAACGUGUAUCUGGCACGGUCGCGCAUCCAGGGCCUGGGGCUGUACGCUUCCAAAGAUCUGGAGAAGCACACGAUGGUCAUCGAGUACAUCGGAACCGUCAUACGCAACGAAGUGGCCAAUCGGCGGGAGAAGAUCUAUGAGGAGCAGAACCGUGGGAUCUACAUGUUCCGCAUCAACAACGAGCAGGUGAUUGAUGCCACUCUGACAGGAGGUCCAGCUCGGUACGCCAACCAUUCCUGCGCCCCAAACUGUGUUGCAGAGGUAGUCACAUUUGACAGAGAAGACAAGAUUAUCAUCAUUUCCAGCCGCAGGAUCCCCAAAGGGGAAGAGCUGACCUAUGACUACCAGUUUGACUUCGAGGACGAUCAGCACAAGAUCCCUUGCCAUUGUGGAGCCUGGAAUUGCCGAAAGUGGAUGAACUAACCAGAAGAAAGAAAAAUGGAGAAUUCCCCUCUCACUGGUGCCAGAACACUCCUGCGCCAAAGCCUUUGAAUCCUACAUAGCCAGUGCAUAAGCUGUUUUGAGAGAUGUGGAGGAAGGCCGGCCUCCAUCACUGAGAGACUAAAGCGUUGACACCUGUAGCCAAAGGUUUGAAGAGCAUUAAUCAAUAAAAGCAACCGACCUCCUCCAUCAACAGCAGUUUGAUGGUGGGACUUACUUUCAUGUUUGGACUAGUGAAUCACCUUUUCCUCAGCCAAAACCCUUCCCCCCCCCGCCCCCUCGACUGUUCUUAAUACUCUUACAGUGGCUGGAAUACAAUCCUCAACAACUACCAAAUGAUUCUGACCCUCUGGUAUCAAUACUCGUAGUGGAGAGCUCAGCUGGAGCUUCGACAAAAAGCCAUUUUAAAAUACUAAGAAUGAACUAAUGAUGCAUUUUUAUGUUUUAAGUCGGACCUAUUUCCUGUCCCUCCUGACCACACCUCCCCCUCAUCUCCCAGAAAAAGGCACUUUCCCAUCAAGUCAUCAAUGAAGACAACACGGAUAUUAGCUAGCUAGACAAUCUUGAUGUGGCUCUGUGUAAGAACUACAUACGAUCGAUGGAAAAAAAAAAAAGAUGAAAGUUAAUAUAAAAUUUUAGAUGCUAUUGAUCUGUGGCUCCAGUGGCAUCAGAUGUUCUGACUGUGUGGAGUCCCAUGGUGGGUUAGUUGGACCCAGUCUACCUCAUUGAUUUAUCGGGAAGCGACUGCUUUGUAUAAAAACUGUUAACUGCUACUGUGGAACGGGGGGGGAAAGGGGGAAUGUUUUUAUGGGCCUUCUCGGACAAGCAGGGAAUCUUAAGCAGCAGGUUUGCUCUAUCUACUCUAUGCUGAUGAUGAUUUACAAUAAUGAGCCAACAUAAUUAUUAUUCAUGAAUUGUUUAUACAGAGGAAAUAUAUGACAGUUUUGAUAAGAUAUUGCAUUAAAAAUCACAAUCAGAAGCUUAGCGGGUGUCCUGUAUGCCACCAAAUCCUCCUGGAUGUAGCUUUUUCUUUUUUUUUGUUCUUUCUAUUUAUGCGUCUCAGAAAACUACGUUAUGAGCUGUGUGAAAGCACAAUAAUAUCCACCUUUUUUAAGUUGCUGAAAGACAGUAAUGGUGUGAGUGAAUGGCUCUAGGAUCAUGGGAUAAGCAGUCUGAAGAAGACUACGAUGUCCGAAAUUAACCAAUUACACAUUUGCUUGUUGCUUCAUACAUUGAAUUUCCACUUGAUGAAAACCAGCUGGUGGAUGCAUGACUACUGUCCCAUGAAAUGCUUUUUAUUCUCCCCAAUCUUUUCACAACUCAACCUUGAACUUUGAAUCAUGCCUCUUCCUCUCUGUAUGAUUUAGUGGACUGUUGUUAAACGUGACUGUAGUAAGUCUUCCUCUGCCUGAGUACAGCCUGCAGUGUUUCUACUUCCCCUGUAGUGUGCUGGUACUGUUCUCUUGAGGCUGAACUGACAGCAGGGAAAGACUUAUUGGAAAAAAGGGCAUUUGUUUUCAUUUCUAUGUAAGAUGAAUGAAAAAGUCUUUAAAGGGAGCUUUACUAAAACUUCCUACCUUCCCAUAUUACUUUGUUUCCUCCUCCCCCUAACCUAAGACCUCACAUGAUUUUAAAAUGCAAAGUUGUACAAACUGUAUAUAUAGUAUAUGCAUUAGGGGACAGCAACUCUUUAUCAAACCCCUUUGUAAUCAAUAAAGUCAAAAGUGUAGAGAAAUAAAAUUGAAAAAAAAUCAACCACUGGAUAUCAUUUUAACAAAGAUAAAGCUGUAUAUAAAUAUAAAUAUAUGUAAAAUGGCAAACUAAUAUCUUUAUGUAUAUGAACCAGAGUGUUUUGCAUUUACCUGUUUUUCUAUUAGUGUUUUUGCUAUAAGCUCUCAGAGACAAGUUUGUUAAAAUAGGUUUGAGAAUAAUGUCUUCUCCAAUCAAUUGUGACGAGAAGCUGGUGUGAUUACAGAACUGUUUGGAUUCAUGUGGAGGUCGGUAAUUAGACAUGAAAAUCCCUUCUUGCGUAAAGCAGUACAAUGGUGCAUAGCAUUUGUAUUUAUGUAAUAUUGUUUGUGUUUAUUUUCUUUUUAUUUAUGCUACUGCUUGUUGAUUACCAAAACUUGUCCCUUAAUCGGUCACAAUUGGAUUAAUAUACUCUUGAAUGGAAAAUCUUGAAUCCCUAGAAUAUUGUUAGUGUUUCGCUUUUUUAUAUCUUCCCUAUAGAAGUGAAUGUGUUGGUAAACCUUGUGAAAUGGUUACUUGGCCUAAUGUAUGUUAUGAUGUAAUACUCAAAGUUAAUCCCAUACUUAUUCUGGUAAUGAAUUGCACUCUCAUAGUAUAACGGAGAAUUUCUCUAAAGUGGUAGAUAUUGAUCAAGUAUCCGAAGCAGUGAUAUAUAUAUUUUUUGGUAUGUUUCUAUUUCAAGGGAAGACCAUGAUGAGACAUUAUGCCGCUCACUGGAUUUUAGCCUGAAUAAUUUUUAACUUCUCUAAAUCUUAAUUUAAGUUCUCUGCAUAUCUUAUAAUUUAAUAAAGUUUGCUCAAAUUGAAGGUUUUUUUUAACCUCACCUACUUUUUAAAAAGACGUUGCAUCUGUACAGCAGAGAUACUUUUAGGGAAUAUGAAUAAAUCUAAUGAUCAUUUUUAUUGUAUGUGGCAUGUUUUGUAUGGAUAUUAUUUUGAAUUGUACAUAUUUUUUUCAGGACGCCAGAGGUUGCAUCUCUUUAUAUACAGCUGUCCCACUCCCCUUUCCCUUCAUCUUAUUUCUUUGUCAGCUUUUGUUUCUUGUAAAGGAAAAUAAAAUGCAUUUUAAAUAUG